AUGAGCUUGUACUCAGCUUCCGCUCGCCGUAGCAACAGUGUAGGCAGCGACGUCAGCUCCAUAACGUCACACAAUGAUCACCAAGUGUCCCAGAAUGACUUGGCGGUACUGAAGCAAAAGUUCCAGUUCAUUCGCGACGAUGAGGCGGAUGCUGAGCAGGGUGAGACGGACUGGCAAGUCCGCAUGAGUGUACGCUACUACCGGCAACUCUUUCGCGAGUAUGCCCUGGCCGAUCUGUCCCGCUAUAAGGAGGGCAGAAUUGGACUUCGCUGGCGCACGGAGAUGGAGGUCGUAGCAGGAAAAGGGCAGUUUACGUGUGGCAACAAACGCUGCGAUGAGCGCACAGAGCUGCAGAGUUACGAGCUGCUAUUCGCGUACGCGGAGCAUGGAGAGCGGAAACGGUGCUUGGUCAAAGUGCGAGCGUGUAGUGCGUGUGCGGAGAAGCUAUUCUACAAAAAGCUGAUAGAAACGAGGAGAAAGGAGAGGCAUAAGAAGGAAAAGAGGGAGCGGAAGCGACGGCGAUUGGAGAAUGGCUCGGACUCGAACCAAACCGCGAACCGACCAUCAAGUUCCGGUUCAAGUAGCAGUAGGGUACGCGAUGAAAGCAAUGAUGAACAGGAUGGGGAAAGUGACCCUGGUGACGGUAUCCACGACUUGUGUGCGAGGAUCAAUGCGGAGGAGAAGGCUGCGUACCCUGCAGCUGUAUCUCGGGUGAGAGCUUCAGUGAAUGAGUCAGGUAAACACCCAAGUGGGUUUGAUGAACUUCUUCCUUAG
This is a messenger RNA of Phytophthora infestans T30-4, 774 nucleotides long. RefSeq lists its product as uncharacterized. Lineage: Eukaryota; Oomycota; Peronosporomycetes; Peronosporales; Peronosporaceae. Gene Ontology annotation, biological process: dephosphorylation. Bases 1 to 774 code for a protein of 257 amino acids. The record is from RefSeq and is a predicted model, not a curated record. The transcript has a single exon. Gene Ontology annotation, molecular function: phosphatase activity.